Ilyonectria robusta is the source of this 822-nucleotide messenger RNA. Its product is annotated as kinase-like domain-containing protein. Bases 1 to 822 code for a protein of 273 amino acids. The record is from RefSeq and is a predicted model, not a curated record. The transcript has 2 exons. Lineage: Eukaryota; Fungi; Ascomycota; Sordariomycetes; Hypocreales; Nectriaceae.
AUGUCAAACUCCUUGAUAAGGGGCGCCAAGGCUCCUCGCAGUUCCUUCGACUCGGAUAAGGCAUUGCCCUUGACGCCCGAGGAAAUCAGCGCCGAAUGGCUGUCCGAGGCCCUGGGCGUCGCCGUCACGGACUUUAAGCUGGCCUCGGUCAUCCACGGAACAUCGAGCAAGGUCUUUCUCGACCUGAAGUUCGCCGACGACACCUGGAACAGCAAGGAGGAUGAAUACCCGUGGCUCUUCGGCAAAGACGGAGAGAAGCUGGCGAACCCGAUGAGGGCCGUGAUACUGGCUCUCCUCCGCCCUGAGCCUUGGGCUGUCCGGUUCGCCGAAGAUUGCAGGCCGCCUGUCGCGGAGCAGAUGCAGGACCGCGAGAGGAUGGUGCGCGCAUACGAGGCGCUGUGGAAGCAUAGUGACGAGGAGAAGCGCUUCCAAUCCAUCAUCCACAGUGACAACCACGUAGGAAACACGCUGAUCACCAAUGAGGGCACGCCUGGGUUCAUCGGUUGGCAGUGUCUCCAGUACGGCUCGCCGGUCCACGACCUGGUCUACUUCCUGACCGGGGCUCUGACCAUCGAGGACCGACGCCAGCACGAUAUUUCGCUCGUUGAGGGCUAUCUUGAGACUCUUCAUGCUGAAGGCGGCCCGAAGCUGACCAAGGACGACGCCUGGCAUGACUACCGCCGACACACGCUGCAUGGGUUCCUGUGGGCCGUGACGCCUCUGAAGAUGCAGCCAGAUGACAUUGUAUUUGCCAUUACUGAGAGGUACUCGGCUGCCGUUAUGGACCACAGGACUCUGGAGCUUCUCGAGGGCAGGGAAUAG